This is a messenger RNA of Phanerochaete carnosa HHB-10118-sp, 1018 nucleotides long. RefSeq lists its product as uncharacterized. NCBI's taxonomy places the organism in Eukaryota, Fungi, Basidiomycota, Agaricomycetes, Polyporales, Phanerochaetaceae. The record is from RefSeq and is a predicted model, not a curated record. The coding region runs from base 1 to 900 and encodes 299 amino acids. The transcript is spliced from 4 exons.
AUGAAAGUUCUUGUUCUUGGUGCCUCCGGCUUCAUUGGCCUCCCUGCAGCACAAGCUCUUGUCCGUGCAGGCCAUAUCGUGUAUGGUCUAACGCGCUCCAAAGAGAAAGCUCAGCAACUUGCCGAGGAAGAAAUUAUUCCCGUCGUGGGUCAAACGUCAGAUCCGUCCACCUGGCUGCCUCUUGUCGCCUCACUUGACAUUAUCAUCGACGCUGUUGGAGGAACGGCCGACAUUAGAGAACUCUCUAAAUCCCUGCUCAAUACUAUCGCGUCCGCCGCGCAAGCCUCCCGCCCUGCCCACGCGCCAAAGCUGACAUAUAUCUACACGUCUGGGACGUGGGUGCACGGUGACGACCGCACAACGGUCAAAACCGACACGUCACCGAUCACUGCGCCUGCACAGCUUGUAGCGUGGCGUCCCGAGCAGGAGCAGCGCGUCGUCAUGAACACGGUGCUCAACGGAAUUGUAAUCCGACCAGCCCUACUCUACGGACGGAGCGGCUCGCUGCUGGCGCCACUCUUCAAGAACGCCGCAGAGGGCAGUGUCAGGUGGUUUGGGACACCUGAGGACCGCUAUGCGCUGAUCCAUACAGACGACUUGGCGGAGCUGUUCCGUCUCGCGGCAGAGAAGGCGCAGCUUGUUGGCGGGAAAAUUUUCGACGCGGCAAACGACAUAACGGAGAGCGCAGACGAUCUGCUGAAGAAAUUUGUCCAGGUCAGUGGAGCGCAAGGGCCGCACGAGUUUGUACAGCCGAGUAACUUGUACGAGACCGCGCUGACUACAACCUCACUCUUGCGUCCGUACUUGGCGCGGAACCUGUUGGGCUGGCAACCGCGCAAGGCAGGUCUAGUUGAUAACCUGGAAGUGUACUACAAUGCGUGGAAAGCCAGCACGAACUAGCAGGGCGCUGAUACACUACAGGUUCGAUACCUACUCUUGAAGCGACCAAAGUCAAUGCUAUGCGUGCCAAGUUUGAUCGUGAUAUACUGCUGAAAGUCUGAGAGCGAAUACAAGGCGA